Molecule: messenger RNA, 1059 nt
Organism: Cokeromyces recurvatus
Lineage: Eukaryota; Fungi; Mucoromycota; Mucoromycetes; Mucorales; Mucoraceae
Exons: 3
Coding region: 207-968 (253 amino acids)
Source: RefSeq, a predicted model, not a curated record
CUUUUGUAUAAUUGAAUAUGAUUGAACUGAAUUAAAUUGAUUUUUAUCUUUAUCGUAAUAAAACUUAUUAACAAGUCUCAACGUACUUCUUCUAUCUAUUUUAUUUCAUUACUCUUUUUAUUAUUUUAUUUUUAUUUAUUUUUUAUUAUAUUCUUACCUGUAAACUACAACACUUUCUUCAUAUUUUUUUUCCGUUUAUUACAGCCAUGUCUUCCAAACAUCCCAAUGUAUCUUGUGAUUCAUGCAAUGAAAUCUUUAAACAUGCUAUACAGUUAAAAGGCCACCAUAAAAACUAUCAACAAAGUCCAAUUGUUAUCAACUAUACCAAUUAUGAAGGGGAAUCAAAGACAUUGACAUUGGAUCGAGACAAAGAUGUUAAUUUCAUUUGUCUAAUAUGUUCUCUUGAAUCAAAAACGAGCUCUGGGUUUCAUUCUCACUUCUCACAUCAAAAAGGUAACUGUGCCCCAUACUUGACAACUUUACAAAUCUACAUUGAUGGAGCUAUGUGUCAAAUGAAACCGUCUUUUCAUCGAAAGUACAGAUGUAUAAUAUGCAAUGUGGACAUCAAGGAACCAAAAGAGCAUUUUAAAAGUCAGCACAUCAAUUACAAUGUCUAUAUCAAAGAAGUUGGAGAAAAACGAAAGAUUGGUACUCCAACAUAUAAUGAUUUAUUCUAUGAUCGAGAUAAGGAUUUUAAACGAAUCAGGGCGGAACCACUUAUGAAAGCCUUUGGUUUAGAUUUGAUCAAUAUUGACUUAAAACAUAACCAAAAUUCAUUCAAAACCACUGCAUUGAUUAAUGAAAAGACAUUUAGGUCACUAAAACGAUCAUCGUUAUCUACUGAAAGCAGCUUAGAUGCAAGCAUGACAUUCCCAAAUAAUGAAUUACAGUAUCCAGAAACGUUUACAGUAUGUGGCCUUCAGAAAAAUAUCAAAAUAGCAAUUUCUCAUGUGCCAAUGAUAUUCUAGGGCCAUACGUAGAGUUAAACAAUGACAUUGAAGAAAAAAUUGAAGAUUUGGAUUUGAAUCAUAUUGUUAACAUCUUCACAGGAUCAAUCAU